AUUUUGAAACCAGAUCGGACGCCAAACUACUUGAAAUCCGACCUAAUUAUCUCUGCACUUUUUAGGACCUCCCUUUCGGACACUCCGAACUUCUUACAGUUGCACUCUCGUCUUCUCCGUUUCAACUUUCAACGCGUGAGGGAGAGAGAUAGAGGGACUGCCCCUUCCUUCUUCGGUUCUUAGUAUCUUAAGGUUUAUUGAGAUUGUUUCAGAGAAAACCCUAGCCAGAUAUUUUUUUUUCGUUUUAGGGUUUAUCUUACGGUGUUGGCUUCUAGGGUUUAUGAGAAAAACCAGAGUUCGGGAUCUUGUGUUUCAGCAACAAACCGAUGGUUUCGUUCACCUGUGCUUGGUUUUGAGAUGCAAUUUCGCUCUCCUAUAGUUGAAUUUCUAGGGUUUUCGCGAUGGACGGAAGGAGGAUUUCCGUCAGCCCUCGCCCUUGCUGCAAUCGCCGGAUUGUGGCUCGGAAACGUCAGCGCGUCGAUGGCUUCGUCAACAGUGUGAAAAAGCUUCAGAGAAGGGAAAUUUGUUCACGGCGUGAUCGUGCUUUCAGUAUGAGCAAUGCCCAAGAACGGUUCCGGAAUAUCCGGUUGCAGGAGGAAUAUGAUACUCAUGAUCCCAAGGGACAUAAUACCAUGGUGCUACCUUUUCUGAAGAAGAGAUCAAAGAUCAUUGAGAUAGUGGCAGCCCGUGACAUUGUUUUUGCCCUUGCACAGUCUGGUGUAUGUGCCGCAUUUAGUAGAGAGACAAAUCAAAGAAUAUGCUUUUUGAAUGUGAGCCCUGAUGAAGUCAUUCGUAGCUUGUUUUAUAACAAGAACAAUGACUCGCUUAUCACAGUUUCGGUUUAUGCUUCAGACAACUUCAGCUCUUUGAAGUGUAGAACCACAAGGAUCGAGUAUAUCCGGAGAGGUAAGCCAGAUGCUGGAUUUGCCCUUUUUGAGUCAGAGUCAUUGAAGUGGCCUGGGUUUGUAGAAUUUGAUGAUGUAAAUGGAAAAGUUCUUACGUAUUCUGCACAAGACAGCAUAUACAAGGUGUUCGACUUGAAAAACUACACAAUGUUAUACUCUAUAUCUGACAGAAAUGUACAAGAAAUAAAGAUUAGUCCAGGAAUAAUGUUGUUGAUAUUCACAAGAGCCAGUGGCCAUGUCCCUCUCAAGAUUCUAUCAAUAGAGGAUGGCACUGUUCUUAAGGCCUUCAACCAUCUUCUUCAUCGAAAUAAGAAGGUGGAUUUCAUAGAGCAGUUCAAUGAAAAGCUUCUUGUCAAGCAAGAAAAUGAAAACCUUCAGAUUCUUGAUGUUCGUACUUCUGAGCUAACAGAAGUUAGCAGAACCGAAUUCAUGACUCCAUCAGCAUUUAUCUUCUUAUAUGAAAAUCAAUUGUUCUUGACAUUUCGAAAUCGGACUGUGGCUGUUUGGAACUUCCGUGGGGAGCUUGUAACUUCGUUUGAGGAUCAUUUGUUAUGGCAUCCUGACUGCAAUACAAACAACAUCUAUAUCACAAGUGACCAGGACCUUAUAAUUUCUUAUUGCAAGGCUGAUUCUGAUGAUAUCUCUGUGGAAAAUGCUGGCUCAAUCAACAUCAGUAAUAUUUUGACUGGGAAAUGCCUUGCUAAAAUACAUGCUAGCAACAGCAGUCACAAAGAUGAAUGUAACAGUAGUGGUGGUAAAAGGAAGCGGUCUUACAUCUCCAGGAUUAGGAACACAGUUGCUGAAGCAUUGGAAGACAUUACUGCUCUCUUUUAUGAUGAAGAACGCAAUGAGAUCUACACUGGGAACAGGCAGGGUCUUGUUCAUGUAUGGUCUAACUGAAGAUGAAAAUGUUGAAUUUGUUUCUUUCCAGAUCGAAUGAUUGGUGUCACCACAAGAAGGUUGGUUUCAUCGGGCUGGUAUCACUGCCGACGAGAAAAAUGUAUCGUGGCUCUGUAUCAUUAAGUGUUUCUGUAGAUUUGGUUUCCUGAAUUUAUUUUGUGGGGUUACUGCGUGUGAAUCAAUCAAAUUUGUUGUGUUGUAGUCCAUCACUAGUGUUUAGGCCAUCUAUUGUAUCUGACAUCUGUUAGCCAAGACAACCAAGUGUUGCCCGGUUGAGUUGCCACCAGGCUUUUUCUGAGUGGUUUCCAUUGGAUGGAUCAGGGGGUUGUUCCAAUACCCCGCUGCAUCUAACCUUGUUCACCGUAAUGGGCACGGUGGACAAAGGGUUUUUUUUUUUUCUCCACCUUCGUAUCAUACGCGGCAACACUCGAUCAAAGUCUUGGCAUUAUAUUGUUUAUAUUUUAACGUUUAUUUAUUCUUAAAACUUUUUGUCCACAAGGAUUUCUAUCCAGUGGUGUUUUUAUUUAAGGGCUGUUAUUUGUACCA
This is a messenger RNA of Nelumbo nucifera (sacred lotus), 2351 nucleotides long. Its product is annotated as Transducin/WD40 repeat-like superfamily protein. The record is from RefSeq and is a predicted model, not a curated record. Lineage: Eukaryota; Viridiplantae; Streptophyta; Magnoliopsida; Proteales; Nelumbonaceae. Gene Ontology annotation, molecular function: protein binding.